Messenger RNA from Gymnodraco acuticeps, 1565 nucleotides. RefSeq lists its product as uncharacterized. NCBI's taxonomy places the organism in Eukaryota, Metazoa, Chordata, Actinopteri, Perciformes, Bathydraconidae. The transcript has 6 exons. The record is from RefSeq and is a predicted model, not a curated record. The coding region runs from base 144 to 722 and encodes 192 amino acids.
GGGAAGGAGUGUAUGAGCAUAUGUUUGCAGCUCCUCCCGUUAUAUUCCCUCACAGAGCACUUGGUCGGUAUCUUACACAUAUUUUUCAGGCUGCAGAUCUUUGUGUCGCAGAGUCCUGAAAGAGCAGCAUAUUUUUUAACAAUAUGGAAAAGGAGAGAAGAUCCUCAAAGCAGUACGGCUCUUUGGAGAAGACGCAGGUGGAGGGAGCGACGCAGAAAUCAACAGAGGAUGUUGUUUCCAUGGCGGACUCCACGAUUACGACCGAGGACAUCGAAGGAGAGCUGAGCAAAAUUGAGCGGAUAAGAGACAUUUUGGUACGGAGGGAAUCCGAGCUGAGAUACAUGAUGGACGACAUUCAGCUCUGCAAAGAAAUCACGAGGCUGAAGACAGAGCUGCAGAAGCUUGUCUCAAUUCAAGAAAAUGAUAAGUCCAAUGGAGACAGAAAGCGGGAAGAGGAGCUUCUGCAGCAGAUCAACAAGCUAGUGGAGACCAGAGACUUCCUGGUGGACGAUGUGGAGUUUGAAAGGCUGAGGGAAAGGGAAGAGGACAGAGAAAUGGCAGCCUUCCUACACUCCAAAUUUCCCAAGACAUUGGCUUCAAAAGGUGUUUUGCCAGAUCAGAAGGUGGCGUCCAAAUCGCAGCAGACAUCGCUGCCAUUUUUCAAUAAAACUCGAGUUACACUGCUGAAGGACUGCUGCGGCUUCACCUGCUCCAUCAUGUAACACUGUGUGUGUGUGUGUGUGUGUGUGUGUGUGUGUGUGUGUGUGUGUGUGUGUGUGUGUGUGUGUGUGUGGUGUGUGUGUGUGUGUGUGUGUGUGUGUGUGUGUGUGUGUGUGUGUGUGUGUGUGUGUGUGUGUGUGUGUGUGUGUGUGUGUGUGUGUGUGUGUGUGUGUGUGUGUGUGUGUGUGUGUGUGUGGACGCACAUUUGAGCCUCCCUAGUGUUUACAUGUAUAUGCUGAAUGUCUGCCGUAAAGAUUAUCUGCAUUUAUCUUCAUAUGCUUGUAUAAAUGUAACAUGAAAGUUGUAUAUUUAUAGUAUUUUAUGUGAUUCUGUGAAAUACUGCGUUUAUAUAUUGCAGAGUGGAACAUGUCUGGCUUUCUGUCUAAUUAAAGUAAUCAGAUAUUAUUAUGGCUGCUCAUUGUGAUAUAUUAAGAUGUGCAUAAGGGUAGAAACUACACCUGCUGUAGUACUGUAGCAGAGUAUAUGGGUAUUAUUAAGACUGAUGCUUUCAUCAUUUCAUCAUCCAGGUCAUUGUUGGUCCAGAAAAUAGUUGAAUUAGGAGGAACAUCGGAGGAGAAAUGCAGUAUAUUGAGGUAAUGUAAGAAGAUCCUUUUAUUAGGAAAGGAAAGCAGCUGAGAGCCUUUUACUUUCAUCAGAUGUUGACAAAAAGGGAACAGACCAUCAUUCAAACCAAAGUCUUGAUUGCCUGAUUCAUGUGUAGCCGUUAAGUAUAAUGCCUUACAGUCUGCUUUCUUCAAAUAUGUUUUCAUCAAAAUAACUUUAUAUUUGUAUUAUUUUGAUGUAAAUCUUUGCAAUGCUGCUUCAAUAAAGACUUUUAUUGCUAA